Lottia gigantea (owl limpet) is the source of this 1041-nucleotide messenger RNA. RefSeq lists its product as hypothetical. Bases 1 to 1041 code for a protein of 346 amino acids. Gene Ontology annotation, cellular component: membrane. The record is from RefSeq and is a predicted model, not a curated record. The transcript has a single exon. Lineage: Eukaryota; Metazoa; Mollusca; Gastropoda; Lottiidae. Gene Ontology annotation, molecular function: sulfotransferase activity. Gene Ontology annotation, biological process: carbohydrate biosynthetic process.
AUGAUCAAUGCUCGAGAACAUAUUUAUGAUACAUGUGUUCAGAAUGACGAUGGGGCAGUCAGUCAAAUUUAUACUUAUCAAGCCCAAAACAUAGCAUAUUGUCCAGUAGCGAAGGUUGGGUCAACAUUCUGGAAACGUGUUCUGUUGUUCUUGCAUAAUGACACUGGUAAAUUUAAUGUGGACAGUCCUUUUCAAAUACCACGCUUUUUUACUCACUAUGGACCUAAAAAGAGAAUGAAGCGGAUGACGUUUGAUGUCAUUUCUAGAGAGUUUAUUAGUAAGCAAACAAGGUUUAUGUUCGUAAGGAAUCCUUAUUCUAGGCUGUGGUCGGCUUACCUAGAUAAAUUCUUUCUGCCAGAUUUCUGGGGUAGAGCUGCUAAAGCCAUUGUGGCUUUAAGAAAAGAGAAGCAAAAAUUAAAAUCAAAAGUGUGCGGUCAUGAUGUGACCUUUUUGGAAUUUCUCAAGUACGUUUUAUCAUUAAAAGAGUUCCUUUCUAACCCAGCAGUCUUCAACGAACACUGGCGUCCGAUUCAAUACAUGUGUAACCCUUGCCAAUAUCGUCCACAUUUUAUAGGAAAGUUAGAGACGUUUUCGCAGGAUUCAAAGCACAUUAUCAAACAAUUAGGCAUUGAGCAUAUUUUCGCUAACGAUGAAGGAUCAAAAUAUCAGAUAGAAGAAGAACUGAAAACUUUAGUUGAUUACAAUUUUAAACGAAUUACGAUGAGAGAAGUGAAAGACUGUUUAACACCAAACGAACUUGCUGUCCGAUUGUGGACCGUGUUUGAAUUUAACGGUUACCUUCCGUUCGGAUCAAGACAUGUUCUAAAUGGCACUGCAAACAUGACUGCCGAUGCUUUUCUAGAACUAGUCUUGAAGACGAGGCGCUUAGGAGCAAGCUAUGAAGAUCGUUGGAAAAGACAAAGACUGUCAACAUUGGAAAGUGCCUAUAAAACCGUUCCUGAUGACGUCAUGACAGGCUUGAAAGACCUUUAUAAAAUGGAUUUUGUUCAUUUCAAUUAUGAUCCCGAUCCUUUCAAAUGA